AUGGCCUCCUUGAAUAGCUUCCUUUUGCUCUCACUGCUAUCACUACUUGCUUGCGCUGCCCGAGGGCAGCUUUCACCAAUGUUCUACGCAAGGAGCUGCCCAAAUGUACAAAGCAUCGUGCGCUUGGCCAUGGCACAGGCCGUAAUUAGGGAGCCAAGAAUGGGCGCAUCCAUCCUUCGGCUCUUCUUCCACGACUGUUUUGUAAAUGGCUGCGACGGAUCGAUCCUUCUCGAUGAUACAGCAACGUUCACCGGUGAGAAGAACGCUUUCCCAAACCGAAACUCCGUCCGUGGAUUCGAAGUCAUCGAUACCAUCAAAGCCAGUGUCGAAGCUGCCUGCAAAGCCACCGUCUCAUGCGCUGACAUCCUCGCUCUCGCCGCUCGCGAUGGAGUCAACUUGCUCGGCGGGCCAACUUGGACGGUGCAACUGGGCAGGAGGGAUGCAACAACGGCGAGCCAGAGCGCGGCCAACAGCAACCUCCCCGGUCCCGGGUCCAGCCUCUCCACGCUCAUCUCCAUGUUCGCCGCCCACGGCCUCAGCGCUCAAGAGAUGACCGCGCUCUCCGGGGCCCACACCAUCGGCGAAGCUCAAUGCACCAACUUCCGCGCCCACAUCUACGACGACACCAACAUCAACCCCAGCUUUGCGUCCUUAAGGAAGCAGAACUGCCCGGCCUCGGGUGGCGACAGCAACCUCGCGCUGCUGGAUGUCCAGAUCCCGUACCGGUUCGACAAUGACUACUACCAGAACCUUGUGGCCCAGCGGGGGCUGCUGCACUCGGACCAGGAGCUCUUCAACGGUGGAUCGCAGGACGCGCUGGUCCGGCAAUACAGCACCUACGCUGAGUUGUUUGAGAGGGACUUCGCCCAGGCAAUGGUGAAGAUGGGGAGCAUCAGCCCGCUGACCGGGACCAGUGGGGAGAUCAGGUUGAACUGCAGGAAGGGCCUCAGCGCUCAAGAGAUGACCGCGCUCUCCGGUGCCCACACCAUCGGCCAGGCUCAAUGCAAGAACUUCCGCGCCCACAUCUACAACGACACCGACAUCAAUCCCAGCUUUGCGGCCUUAAGAAAGCGGAACUGCCCGGCCUCGGGCGGCGACACCAACCUCGCGCCGCUGGAUGUCCGGACCCCGAAUCGGUUCGGCAACGACUACUACCAGAACCUUGUGGCCCAGCGGGGGCUGCUGCACUCGGACCAGGAGCUCUUCAACGGUGGGUCGCAGGACGCGCUGGUCAGGCAGUACAGCACCAACGCUGCGUUGUUUGCGAGCGACUUCGCUGGGGCGAUGGUGAAGAUGGGGAGCAUCAGCCCGCUGACGGGGACCAGCGGGGAGAUCAGAUUGAACUGCAGGAAGGUCAACGGAUGACGGUUGGGGCGGGCCGUCGUUGACCCUCCGGGUCAAAAUUAGUGCGCUUUGCGCAAACCAUGUUAUCCACGAUAAAAAAAAAAUAUCAAAUUGAGGCUGAAGCCAUGCAACGAUAAAAUAGACGGCUUUUCUCGUGUUUCUUUAAAACAAGAACACGAAAUCAUGAUUUGCAUAAUAUAUAUUUCCACCAAUUUCAAGCAUGAAAAGAAGUGGUAGUUAAUGAA
Molecule: messenger RNA, 1589 nt
Organism: Elaeis guineensis (African oil palm)
Lineage: Eukaryota; Viridiplantae; Streptophyta; Magnoliopsida; Arecales; Arecaceae
Source: RefSeq, a predicted model, not a curated record